ACGAAAAUAGAAAUGGACUCAGAAACAACAAUGAAAAUCAACAAAUUAAAAUACUUUGUCUAAAAAAAAAAAAAAAAAAAAGGGUUUUCUUAAAAUUGCAUGUAUUCUAUACUUAUCCAAUUAACAGGCUAAAACCCCAGACGGCUGUUCAUAUCCAAUUUAACCCAAAUUUAACCUGUCUCAUAUCAAUUCUUCAUUUUAUCUAGGUAACAACAAAUUCCAAUAAUUUAUUCAAUACCCAUUAUAAUAUAAGCUUGGAUUAAUAUUUUAUUUCAUAAAAAAAUGGAGGGAUUAAUUCGAUGUUCUGCAAAUUAUGUACCAUUAUCUCCAAUAAGCUUUCUGGAAAGAGCAGCAAUUGUUUACAGAGAUGAAUUCUCUGUUAUUUAUGGAAAUGUCAAGUUUACAUGGAGAGAGACUCUCAUUCGCUGCACUAAACUCGCUUCUGCUCUUACCCAACUCGGCAUUUCUUACGGCGAUGUUGUUGCUGCUUUGAUCCCUAACAUUCCAGCAAUGUAUGAGUUGCAUUUUGCGGUUCCAAUGGCUGGGGCAAUCCUUUGUGCCUUUAAUACCCGUCAUGACUCUGGAAUGUUGUCUGUUUUGCUAAAACAUUCAAAAGCAAAAGUCAUCUUUGUAGAUUCCCAAUUUUUUAAUGUUGUACAAGGUGCAUUGGAUAUUUUGUCAAAUUCAAGCUCAAGGCUUCCUCAAAUUGUCAUAGUUAUUGAUGAACAGUUGAUGCCAGUUGGAAAUGUCAUGUCCCCUUCUGGAACAUUGGAAUAUGAAAAUAUUUUAGCAACAGGUAAAACUGAAUUUGAGAUCCGAAGGCCAAAAGAUGAAUGUGACCCUAUUGCAUUAAAUUAUACUUCGGGGACGACUUCGAGCCCUAAAGGUGUAGUUUACAGCCACAGAGGUGCAUACCUGAACUCUAUUGCUACAGUUCUAAUAAAUGAAAUGCUUACAAGACCUGUAUAUCUGUGGACUGUUCCUAUGUUUCAUUGCAAUGGUUGGUGCUUUACAUGGGGUGUAGCAGCUCAGGGUGGGACAAACGUCUGCCUACGCAAUGUUAUUGCAAAGGAUAUAUUCAGUAGUAUUGCUAAGCAUAAAGUUACCCACAUGAGCGGUGCACCAACAGUUUUAAACAUGAUCAUAAAUUCUCCUGAUGAUGAUAAGAAACCUCUUCCAAACAAGGUGGUAAUGGUGACAGGUGGUGCCCCACCUCCUCCACAGGUAAUUUUCAAAAUGGAAGAACUUGGGUUUACUGUAAUACAUGGAUAUGGGCUGACAGAAACUUACGGCCCUGCUACAGUUUGUGUUUGGAAGCCUGAGUGGGAUUGCUUACCUCCAAAUGAUAGAGCAAAAUUAAAGGCCCGGCAAGGAGUGCUUACUACUGGGCUUGAGGAAGUUGAUGUAAAAGAUCCCGUUACUAUGAAAAGUGUUCCUGCUGAUGCAAAGACACUGGGCGAGGUUAUGAUUAGAGGAAAUACUGUCAUGAAUGGAUAUUUGAGAGACCAGAAGGCUUCCCAGGAGGCUUUGAAGGAUGGAUGGUUUCAUAGUGGAGACUUGGGUGUUAAGUACCCUGAUGGUUAUAUUGAGUUAAAGGACCGAUCAAAAGAUAUUAUAAUUUCUGGCGGUGAGAAUAUUAGCACAAUUGAGGUAGAAUCUGUACUGUUUAGUCAUCCGGCUGUCCUAGAAGCUGCUGUGGUAGGACGUCCUGAUGAUCAUUGGGGAGAGACACCCUGCGCAUUUGUGAAACUGAAGGAUGGGUGUGGUAAUGUUACUGCUGCAGAUAUAAUUAAGUUCUGUAGAGAUCACUUGCCACAUUAUAUGGCUCCUCGUUCUGUUGUUUUUGAGGAUCUACCGAAAACCUCUACUGGAAAGACACAGAAGUUCGUUCUCAGGGAUAAAGCAAAUUCCAUGGGGAGCCUUUUUCACAACAAAACCAGCAAACUUUGAGAUAUGAUGACCUAAACACCUAAUUGCGGUCUACAUCUUUGUAAUUUCUUUCCUUACACAAUUUGUCAUAAUUAUUAUUUUUCUUCAGUAUUUUACUUACAUAUAACAUUCAUUAUAAUAGCAGGGCAAGAUGGUCAGAAUACCUUGCUUUUAAGUUAAUUUUUGAAAUACGAAGUAGUACCUUAAUAUUUUUUUGUCAA
Molecule: messenger RNA, 2150 nt
Organism: Chenopodium quinoa (quinoa)
Lineage: Eukaryota; Viridiplantae; Streptophyta; Magnoliopsida; Caryophyllales; Amaranthaceae
Product: probable acyl-activating enzyme 1, peroxisomal
Exons: 2
Coding region: 283-1950 (555 amino acids)
Source: RefSeq, a predicted model, not a curated record